Limulus polyphemus (Atlantic horseshoe crab) is the source of this 1040-nucleotide messenger RNA. Its product is annotated as alcohol dehydrogenase class-3-like. Gene Ontology annotation, molecular function: S-(hydroxymethyl)glutathione dehydrogenase [NAD(P)+] activity; zinc ion binding. Gene Ontology annotation, biological process: formaldehyde catabolic process. The annotation marks the transcript as partial. NCBI's taxonomy places the organism in Eukaryota, Metazoa, Arthropoda, Merostomata, Xiphosura, Limulidae. Gene Ontology annotation, cellular component: cytosol. The transcript is spliced from 5 exons. The record is from RefSeq and is a predicted model, not a curated record.
GUAAAUCCAACUGCUCCAAUGAAAGAAAUUUGCUUAUUUGGUUGUGGCUUUAGUACAGGUUACGGUGCUGCAGUCAAUGCUGCCAAAGUGAAAGCUGGGUCGACCACGGCCGUUUGGGGUCUGGGUUGUAUAGGGCUGGCUACUGUUGUUGGAUGCAAAGAUAGUGGCGCCAGCCGGAUCAUUGGUAUCGACAUUAACCCUGAUAAGUUUAAGAUAGCUAAACAGUUUGGAUGUACAGACUGCUUGAACCCAGCAGAUUUUGAUCGACCCAUUGAGGAGGUUUUAAAAGAGAUGACUGACGGCGGUCUUGACUUCACGUUCGAAUGCAUUGGAAAUGUAGAUACCAUGACAGCAGCUCUGGAGGCGAGUCACCCUGUUUGGGGGGUGACAAUGAUUGUUGGAAUAGCUUCUGGUGAUGCACAGUUAUCGUUUCCACCUUAUAAGUUGUUGAUGGGCAGAACCUUGAUGGGAACCCUUUUUGGAGGAUACAGAGGUGUAGCGGAAAUCCCACGAAUGGUAGAUCGCUACUUGGAGGGAAAGCUCCCAGUAUCAGACUUUAUAACACACACCUUGCCGUUAGAAGAAAUCAACAGGGCUUUUGACUUAAUGAUCGAUGGCAAAUCGAUCCGCAGUGUUAUCCAAUACUAAAAACAUGUAACAGACCUUGUACUGUUGUAGUCUCCUUGAAAAUGAAAAGCAGACUAGAGAGCCCAUGUGUUCUACAUGAAUUUCUAAUGCUUUAAUAUUUUCUUGAAUAAAAUUUUAAACAUGGUGAUUAAAUAAACUAUCAAGUAAAACAUGUUGAAACAAAAUGAUGUACUGUAAAAUGUAAAAAAAAAUAAAACAGGUCUCAGCUAAAAAUAUUCUUGGAUGUGUGUUAAAUUGAUAUAUCAGAAUACAUUCUGUUACAAAACAUGCUAGAAACAUGUUUUUUAUACUGACAUUAGAAGAUUAAAUCUUAUAUCUAACUAGUACAGUUUUUGUGGCCACACAUAUAUUCAAAUAGCAAUCUUACUUGAGUGAGAACUUAGUCUUAAAAA